Prorocentrum cordatum is the source of this 498-nucleotide messenger RNA. NCBI's taxonomy places the organism in Eukaryota, Dinophyceae, Prorocentrales, Prorocentraceae. The record is from the annotation of a GenBank genome assembly.
AUGUCCAGGCUCAGCGUCACGAGCGGCGCGAGCACCUUGGCGAUGUUGUCGCCCAGGCGCACCAGUAUCAGAAGCACCUGCACGAGCACCAACGCCAGCAGGCGCUUGCUGUCGAGGCUUCUUAUAGGCAGGCUCCUUCAGGCCAGCAGCAGCCGCAGCCCAGGGGUCAGCCCCUCCAGGGCCAUGCCAAGGAUCAGGACGAUCGCCAGAGCGAGGGCAGCGGCCACCACCUCCGCCAUCGGGCGCAUCACCACUACCGCCACCGACAUCGUCAUCGUCGUCGUCACGGUGGGGACGCGGGCGAACACCAUCCGAAAUCCAGAACGACCCCUCGACCGCGCCACUCGAGUACUCAUGCCCACGAUCAACGACAACUCUAUCCGCGAUCAGACCCUCCAUGGUGUCCAAAGUGCCGAGAAGGAGCGCUUGGGCAACCGGGGUCAGGGCCGCACCAUGGGGGUUGAUAAGCACCUUUACCUUGCACUUCGCGGGGUCUAG